UCAAGCAAAGAGGAGACGUUCGCAUCACAAAUUGAUGCUCUCGUGCAUAGAUUGUUAGAGGCGUCAGGGAAUGACACAAGUAAGGAAGAUUGUGGCAAUAAUCUGGUCUGGCAUAAAAUGGAAGGCCUACCUGGCCGAUAUGCGCAUGAUAUGCUGAUCCAUGAAAUUGCUGAAGUUGGAUGGCCAGAUAAGGUAGAAGUUUGUUGGACCGCGAUUCUGGAAUGGAAGACAGCCAAUAGGAACGGGAGAUGA
Molecule: messenger RNA, 252 nt
Organism: Serpula lacrymans var. lacrymans S7.9
Lineage: Eukaryota; Fungi; Basidiomycota; Agaricomycetes; Boletales; Serpulaceae
Exons: 1
Source: RefSeq, a predicted model, not a curated record